GGGGUAUCUCGUAUACCUCGAAGGUCGAAAACAUCGGUCUUAUAAUACAUCGAACAGCUGUAGUCAGUCGCAAACAUGGCCGCCGUCGUUCUGCAAGGGAGCCUGCAUCCUUUAAAACAGCAACUGGGUGCUACUACUGCUGUGGUCAAUGUCAUCCAUCAUGCCUCCUUCAGUUCUGACAUUCGUCCUAUCAAGAAGCCAGCCUUGUCGCAAAUGCGCAAGGGUGCUGGAGGGAGAUCCAGUUUCAAUGGUGUAGUUGCCACAAUUUUUGGCUCCACUGGUUUUAUGGGUCGAUAUGUGACUAAUGAACUUGGGAAGCAUGGCACACAAAUGAUUCUCCCUUACCGUGGAGACAAUUAUGAAGUGGGACCUUUGAAACUUACGGGUGACCUGGGCCAAGUUUUGUUUCAUCCAUUUGACCUAAAAGAUGAAGAUUCAAUUCGGCGGGCUGUUAAAUAUUCAAAUGUAGUCAUUAACCUUAUUGGGAGGGACUGGGAAACAAAGAACUAUAAGUUUGAGGAUGUUAAUGUUCAUGGGGCUAGAAGACUGGCAAGGAUUUCUCGGGAAAUGGGUGUAGAGAAGUUUAUUCACCUUUCUGCUCUGAAUGCAACACCUAAACCUGAGCCCAAAAUGCUCUGGAAUGGUUCUGGGGUUUUGCGAUCCAAAUAUUAUGGCGAACUGGCUGUGCGUGAAGAAUUUCCAGAUGCUGUAAUUUUGCGCCCUGCCCUUACCUAUGGCAUGGAAGAUCGUUGGCUUAUGCAUCAUGCUGGCAUGUUCCGCUCAAGUGGGAAAGCAUUCCCACUUUACAAGAAGGGAUUGGGAAUUACAAAAAUGCCAGUCCUAGUCAAUGAUGUUGCAAUGGCAAUUUAUGAAGCGAUCAAAAGUACAGAGAGUGCAGGUCGCACAUACCAAUUAAUUGGGCCCCACCGGUACAGUCUCAAUGAUUUGAUGCUGUGGAUCAUGAAUGAAAUGAGAAUGAAAGCUGAUGAAGACUUCCGGGUUACUGAUAUACGCUUUGACCCUAUUCAAAUUACAAAGGUCCUACUUGCAGAACUCCUUCCUGGAACACCUAUCAAUAGUUUGCACAGAGAGAUUAUGGAAAUGGAAGCGACAACAGAUGAAGUUGAUUAUUCUCUUCCAACUAUGAUAGAACUUGGUAUUACACCAUCACCCAUGGAAGAUAAUAUAACUUGGCUCUUGAAACCAUACAAGCAUCGCCCUUACAUGACUGUUGAGGAUGGAGACUUUGAUAAAGUUAUACCACCUAGGCCAGUGGAUUAAAUCAGGUCUUUGGUAGGGAGACUAGAUGCCAUGCUUGUAAUUUUAUUGUUAUGAAACAUUUGUAAAAAUAUGUAAACUACCUGCUUAACAGAUUGUGUAAAUAAAACAAACAAAAGUAUGGAACCAUUUA
Molecule: messenger RNA, 1411 nt
Organism: Frankliniella occidentalis (western flower thrips)
Lineage: Eukaryota; Metazoa; Arthropoda; Insecta; Thysanoptera; Thripidae
Gene: ND-39
Product: NADH dehydrogenase [ubiquinone] 1 alpha subcomplex subunit 9, mitochondrial
Exons: 8
Coding region: 76-1281 (401 amino acids)
Cellular component (GO): mitochondrion
Molecular function (GO): protein-containing complex binding
Source: RefSeq, a predicted model, not a curated record